AUGAUUUUCACAUUAUCGUAUAUUAUUGCGUCAAUUUUAUUUUCGGGUGUAUUUUUGUUGACAAUCGUAUACUUUUACGUCCAUCUAAGAACUGAAGGACGUCUUUGUAAUUUGAUCCCCGGACCUAAAUCGUAUCCAAUCAUCGGCAAUUUCUUGGACUUAGCAGGACAUCCGGAAGAUCUUUGGCAUGCUGGACGGCGCAAUUCGAUUAAGUAUUACCCUGUUUGGAAAAUUUGGGCCGGAAUAUGGCCAGUUGUCACAAUCUAUCACCCGGAUGAUGCUCAGAUUCUGCUAACUAGCACAAAACAUCUGGAGAAAAGUGUAAUUUAUGAUCUAUUACAUCCUUGGUUGCAAGAUGGAUUGAUUAAUAGUAAAGGAGAAAAAUGGAUAAGCCGAAGAAAAAUAUUGACUCCUGCAUUUCACCUGCAUAAUCUCAGAGAGUAUAUGGAUUGCUUUAUUAAUCAAACAAAUCAUUUGAUUAAUAAUAUCAAAUCAGAAUCGGGUUCAAAUGGAGUUAUUAAAGAACUAAUGCCGUUACUUACAACAUUUACUCUUAAUACAAUAGUUGUAGAAACAACCACGGGUAUUGCAAUUGAAGAAAAUGACAUAGAACAGUACAAGCAAUCAGUUUACGAAUUUGGAGAAACAUUUAUUUAUAGAACUUGCAGACCAUGGUUGAGGUCGGAGUUCCUUUUGAAGUUAACAUCUAAAGGUCGACAAUAUCAAAAAAAUUUGAAUGAUCUUCAUAGUUUCACUAAAAAAAUAAUCGAAAAACGUAAGCGAUAUUACGAAGAAACUGGAGGAAAAUAUUUAGAUAGCUCUAUGUCACCAGAUAAAAAAGAUCUUCAACCUAUCCAAGGUAUUCAAAAAGCUAAAAAACUUUCUUUUCUGGAUAUUUUACUCUCCGCUGCUGAACGGAAUGAAAGUGUCGAUGAUCGAGGAAUUCAAGAAGAAAUUGAUACUUUCAUUUUUGCGGGUCAUGAUACUACUGGAAUGGCAUUACUAUUUAUUAUCUUAUUACUGGCUGAACAUCAAGACAUACAAAAUCGGGUAAGAGCAGAAAUUGAGGAAGUAUUAGCGGAUAAUAAUGGAGAAGUAAAUUUUGAUAAUAUCAAACACUUAACAUACUUGGAAUGUUGUAUUAAAGAAGCAUUGAGACUUUAUCCCUCAGUCUCAGUUAUAUCGAGGAAAAUUCACGAAGAUUUAGUGUUAAAGCACUGUUACGUGCCAAGAGGAACGACUUUAGCUCUUCGAAUAUUUGACACUCACCGAGAUCCUAAUUUCUGGCCACGUCCAAAUGUGUUUGAUCCAGAUAGAUUUUUGCCAGAAAACUCAUUAGGCAGACACCCUUUUUCAUUUAUUCCAUUUAGUGCUGGUUCACGCAAUUGCAUUGGCCAAAAAUUUGCAAUGCUUGUAUUGAAGACUUUUAUGGCUGGUCUACUUUACAACUUUUAUUUGGAACCUCAAGAAACCGCCGCCAAUGUACGUUUGCUCCCUGAACUUGUAAUAAGACCGGCUCAUUCAGUUGAUGUCAAAUUUGUGCCAAUAAAUAGAGAUCGUUGUUAA
Molecule: messenger RNA, 1566 nt
Organism: Cotesia congregata
Lineage: Eukaryota; Metazoa; Arthropoda; Insecta; Hymenoptera; Braconidae
Source: the annotation of a GenBank genome assembly